AUGACCAAGAAACAAGUGCUCGUGAAGAAGCUGAAGGCUGUCGAGACGCUCGGAUCUACUACUUGCAUUUGCUCAGACAAGACAGGUAAUCUUACACAGAACCGAAUGACUAUUAUCCAUCUCGCGUAA
This is a messenger RNA of Chondrus crispus (carragheen), 129 nucleotides long. RefSeq lists its product as hypothetical. The record is from RefSeq and is a predicted model, not a curated record. The transcript has a single exon. Lineage: Eukaryota; Rhodophyta; Florideophyceae; Gigartinales; Gigartinaceae. Gene Ontology annotation, molecular function: P-type sodium:potassium-exchanging transporter activity. Gene Ontology annotation, biological process: potassium ion import across plasma membrane; sodium ion export across plasma membrane; intracellular potassium ion homeostasis. Bases 1 to 129 code for a protein of 42 amino acids.